AUGCCUACCAUUGCGUUCGGUACCGGAUCCAAGUGGAAGGACCAGGUAAGCAGCAGCUCACAUCUGUAUGUAUUCACGGCGCACCGGCUUUCGCACAUUGAUACGGCACAAUAUUAUGCUAAUGAGGAAAGUGUCGCGACUGCAAUUCGGCGGAGCGGCCUUGACCGCUCCAAAUUAUUUGUUGCUACGAAGUGGUCUGGACAAGCUGGUGUACGUGAAUCGCUCGAGGCGAGUCUGUCAAAGCUUGAGCUAAAGCAGAUCGACUUGUAUCUCAUUCACAGCCCUGACAUUGUCCACAAUAUGGCAGAGGACGGGCGGGAAUUCAAGCGUGCCAAGCAGGAUGAUCUCGCGAAGACUAUCGGCGUUAGCAAUUUUAAGCUGGAGCAACUGCAGCAGCUCAUGAAGAUAGCCAAGAUCAAGCCUGUCGCUAAUCAGAUCUUGUUCCAUCCCUACAAUUACGCUCAGAACAAGGAACCGCUCGACUACUGCGCCUCGCACGGUGUGGUCGUGGAAGCAUACAGCAGCCUCACACCCAUCACGAAAUACCCUGGUGGCCCCGUCGACAAGCCUGUCCAAGCUGCCGCCGAUAGGUUAGGUGCCACGCCCACGCAGGUGAUUCUCUCAUGGGUGAGGAGCAAGCGCGUCGUGAUUGUGACGACAAGCUCGAACCCUGAACACAUGCGAGAAUAUCUCGCAGUCGGAGACCUCCCCCCACUGACGGAGGAAGAGAUCGAGGUGGCAAUCGAUGCCGCUGACAUGAAUGGGUUCCUCUAAGAUUGCCAUUUUGUCGCAUCGCGGCGCUCACGCCUCACUUAUCAAUAUCAGUAACAUCGCGCGUCUCGGCACUUGGACGCUUCUUUCGCACGAUUUGGCUUAUCCUUCCGUUGUUGUUUUUCUGAUGGAUCCUCAACAGAGGCUAGGUAUGACCACUUGGUGCAAGCUCAAUCUUUCGCAGCGAAAGUUGGUAUGGU
Molecule: messenger RNA, 971 nt
Organism: Laetiporus sulphureus 93-53
Lineage: Eukaryota; Fungi; Basidiomycota; Agaricomycetes; Polyporales; Laetiporaceae
Product: Aldo/keto reductase
Exons: 9
Coding region: 1-774 (257 amino acids)
Cellular component (GO): cytosol
Molecular function (GO): aldose reductase (NADPH) activity
Source: RefSeq, a predicted model, not a curated record